This is a messenger RNA of Linum tenue, 1632 nucleotides long. The record is from the annotation of a GenBank genome assembly. Lineage: Eukaryota; Viridiplantae; Streptophyta; Magnoliopsida; Malpighiales; Linaceae.
UUUUAAUUCUCCAAACAAAAACUGGAGAUGAAGAACGAAGCAGCUCCAAUGCAACCACUCUUCCGUCUAAAAUGGCCGUGGGAGUGGGACGCCGUCCCUCAGAAUCAUCCUACAACAAACUCCAAUCUCUGCUCCUACGACCGCCCAUGGCUGUUCAAAUCUCUCAACACCUUGGGCUCCGUCGCCCUCAGAACCUUCAAUUCGAUUUCCAAUUCACCGACCUCUUGGGCGAAGAAGAGCUUGAAUCCCAUCCAAUUGGGACCCGCGACCGGAAAGGGAAGUGCGCUGACACCGGAAGCGCAGUGGGAGGCGGAGCAGAGAGCUUUCGCUUCGGCUCUGGCGAGUGGGAAAGAGGCGACGGUGCUUGAAUUCUAUUCCCCAAAAUGCACGCUCUGCAACUCGUUGGUUAGUUUCGUAGCGGAAGUGGAGAAGAGGAACUCGAAUUGGGUCAAUGUCGUGAUAGCCGAUGCAGAGAACGAGAAUUGGCUGCCUGAGCUGCUGCACUAUGACAUAAAGUACGUUCCCUGUUUUGUAAUGGUGGACAAAAAUGGCAAGGCGGUGGGGAAGACUGGAGUUCCCAGCAGUCGAUUGCAUGUGGUUGCUGCCAUUUCUCACCUUCUCAAGCUCAAGCGUCCCCACUCCUCGACCACCACCAUCGCUGCUACUACUUCUACUGUAACAGGAACACCAACUCAACCACCAUAACUCACUCAGUCAGUCUCCCUCUGCCAAGUCAAGUAGAAAGAUUCUUUCUACCCCGUGAUUUUGAUGGAGGGGCCUUUUGUUGUUGGCUAUAUUCACCACAAAUGGAAAACAAAACAAAUGACAGAAGAAAGCCCCCAGAAUUUCCUGCCCUUUUGAAGGAGUAGUACUAGUGGUAGCAGGGGAAGCUACUGCAUUGUCACCCGCCGGAGGAUGUGGAGCUCUUGUGGCGGCGGCCGGCGGUGGAGUGGUGGUGGUGGUAAUCCUUCCGUCAAUGCAAGAUGAGAAUUUGGUCUCUGCCCAGCUCUCUAUAUCGUACUGACCAUACCCCAGUAUGGUCCUUCCAGAACACAGCCUUCCAAUCAUCACUGCCACAAUGCCGAGAAUCAUGAUCACCACCAGCACCGCGAUGACCGGCCCGAUCGAAGCGUGAGAGGACGACGACGAGUGGAUGGCGAAAGGCUCCUGCCCCAUUUCAGGCUGCUGCUGCUGCUGCUGCUGGCCCAGUGGCAUCGACAUUUGGUUUGAUGGAAGAAGAAGAAUGGCUAGAAAUGGAAGCUAAGCUAGCGAGUAAUGCCAAUGUGGAUGGGGAUUAGUUAAAAAUGGCUAGAAGGGUUUUGUUGGUAUGAUCUGUAGCUUCAUUUCUUCCAUUGCUUCACGAGAAAUGAGCUUUUUCCUUUGGAGAAGCAAAACACAGGGGGUAGUAGAAGAGAAAGUGAGAAACAGAGAGAGAGGGGGAAGACACACAAAUGGUUUGUCCAGUGAAGAAGUAGUUGUUGCUAAAGGGAGACACUCACUCUAUUUACAUGUAGUGGUAUUCUUUCCUAGUCCUCCCACCACAGCAGAUAUUUCAGUCAGAGAGAGAGAGAGAGAGCGGGCAGAGGAUUGUUUGUGAGAGGCCAAUGGGAGAAAUGAACUGAAAAGUUCCAG